This is a messenger RNA of Anastrepha obliqua, 2718 nucleotides long. Its product is annotated as lactosylceramide 4-alpha-galactosyltransferase. NCBI's taxonomy places the organism in Eukaryota, Metazoa, Arthropoda, Insecta, Diptera, Tephritidae. Gene Ontology annotation, molecular function: alpha-1,4-N-acetylgalactosaminyltransferase activity. The record is from RefSeq and is a predicted model, not a curated record. The transcript is spliced from 2 exons. Gene Ontology annotation, biological process: glycosphingolipid biosynthetic process. Bases 273 to 1427 code for a protein of 384 amino acids.
UGACCCUUUUCAAGGUUGUCAAAAGUUAAUUAAAAUAAAUAUUCCCGAUAAGACAAUUUGUCGAAUUUCUUUAUUAUAUGAGUAUAAUGUGGGUGUUGUCGUAAUACUUUUCAUUUAAAAGAUGGAAGUGGACUUCCUAAAAAAGUUUUAAGUUCAACUCGUGCGAAUAACAGUUUUGCAUUUAAAUAUUGUCUUGAUCAAACAUGCUCCAGGAAUUUCGUAUUUCAUCUCAUCUUUGAAUCUCAUAUUUCUAAACAACAGAAAGACAAAUAAUGUACAAACCCAGAGUAAAAUGGAUUUUCUUGCUCCUACUUUCGCUCUUGGUAUUCAGUUGGUGCCUAAUGUAUGGUUCCAGCAUGAGUCGGACAGACGUUCGCUACUGCUUUAUGAAUACCUUCAGUACUGUUCCAUCAAUUUCUUCGUCACCGCAAAAACAGUAUCAAACACAAAAUAAACUUACUGAUGGCCCUCAUCUUUUAGAAGACGUGAUGUUGGCCGAACCAAAGCCCAACGCAAGUGGGCGUUCUAUUAUCUUUCACGAAACCAGUUGUCCACAUGAAAAACUGCGGAGUAGUAUGCAAUACAUAAGCAGCGCACCACUGAAUAUGAUGGACCUAACAGCACGAGAAGCUUGUGCUAUUGAAUCUGCAGCAUUACAUAAUCCCAGUUUUAGUGUUUUUGUAUUAUUCGCUAGUCCCGCUUAUCGCGAUUACAACAAUACCCCACCAGUAAUGGAAGCAAUACUCAGCUAUACCAACGUGCAUCUGCGUAAUUUAAACCUUUGGACGUACGCAGCUGGCACACCAAUGUACCAGUGGCUUAAAGAUGGGAAGCUCUUUAGUUCCAGUUAUGUGCUUUCACAUGUUUCCGACUUUUUGCGAUAUUUAACCUUGUGGCGUUGGGGGGGCACUUACCUUGAUAUGGAUGUCGUAGUUUUACGUAGUCUCGAUAAAUUGCCACCUAAUUAUACUGGAGCAGAGUCGAGUACAUAUCUAGCGGCGGGAGUGAUGAAUUUUGCACCCGAUGGCUUUGGUCAUGAAAUCGCCGAAAAAUGUUUACUUGACUUUUUACUGAAUUUCGAUGGGACAGAUUGGGGGAACAAUGGACCAGGCGUGAUAACGCGCGUUAUGAAUGAUGUCUGCAAGACGAACAACAUUGAACUAAUGAUGGAAUCUAAACGAUGUAUGGGCUUCCAUGUAAUGCCGCGGGAAGCAUUCUAUGCUAUACCAUGGAUGAAAUGGGAGUAUUUCUUCGAAGCGCAGUACCUGACCGAGACAUUGGAUUUGCUUCGAGAUUCGUAUGUAGCUCAUGUGUGGAACAAACAUUCGAAGCAAAGGCGUAUAAAAGUGGGCGCUAACGCAGCUUAUGGCAUAUUAGCUGAAAGGCAUUGCCCAAAGGUUUAUGCAGCAGCAGGCGAAUACUUCUAAAUUGAAGGAAAAUAAACCGUAAGUAGGAGAGGAUUAGGAAAAACUCUUCAUACGUAUGCGUGUAUAAUUCGAUAAGACGAAAGUACGAUAGAGUUAUUUCAGUUUUCUGUGUAGUUAAAUUAUUAAGAUGCCGAUAGCUUAUUAUGCUUAAAGUGUUUAAAUGUUAUGCGUUAUUGUUUUUGUUUUGACAAAGUUUCUAUUCUUUUUUUGACAAUGUUUCUUUUGAUAAAAAGAACGAGAAAAAGGUUUCAAAACUAACCAUAAAAAUGAAUUGCAUUAUUUGAAAAAUCUCGUUAGUUUUUUUUUUUUUAUUUUGUAUUUUCAUUUGAGAAUAAUAUUUGUAUAGUUACUGAACUCCAAGUUCUUAACAAAUAUACUUUUUUAUACAUAUUUGAAAUAUUUAUUAGAAAAUUUCUCUUAAAGAAAUUUAAACUAAUGCGGGUUAUGGAAUAUACUCAUUUGCAUAAAAAUGUAUUUUCUUUUGACAGAAUACACUAGGCACAAAAAUCACAUUAGAUAUUGUAUUAAAAUAUAUUUUAUUUUUUAACGAAUCUCCAAAAAUAUCUAAUAUAGCUCUUAAUUUACGAGUAGGAAAAACCAAAGUAUGUACAUAAUUAUACAAAUUUAGAAAUUCUUGACACUUGAUUUGUUUGGAAAUAAUUGUAUCUAUACCAGUAGGAUAUUAUAAACCAUACUAUUGAAGCUAUAUUGAUCACUAAGCCGACACAUAGUAAUAUUUUCAUUUAUUUUCUCUAAGUUCUUAUGAUUUCAUUUAAAUGAAACGAAAAUUUAUUACUGGUUUUGUUAUAUUAGUGAUUAUUUUCCUUGCAUCUUUUUGAUCAAUGGCUUCAAAAGUAUGUGCCACAUUUUUUUGCCGAGCAUGCUUAAACUGAAUUUCGCUUAGGUAUAGCACAAAUGCAUACAUGUAAAGUUAGACAAAACAAACAUCCUACCUAUUCCUGCCACAUAGUCGAUUCAAGGUUAUUUUUAUACACGUUUUUUUCGAGAGAGCAUACAAAGUAUUGUAAAGGCAUUUGGCUGAUUUUCCGGCGCUUUUGUUAUAGAAAAAGGUUAUAUACAUACCUACAAAUAUGUACAAAUACCAAUCUAUACGCAAUGUGCAACAUACCUAUACAAAGAGUGCAUUUUAGGCUGCGUGUAGUUACAAAACAAAAUAGAUUGCAUCGGUAAGCCUAAAUGUAAACCAUUAAUCAAAGUUUUACUAACACAAAUUGUUAUGUAUAAGCGAUAUAAGGUGUUGUAAUAAUAAAUAUGCACUAACGCACAUAAA